Molecule: messenger RNA, 1448 nt
Organism: Dunckerocampus dactyliophorus (ringed pipefish)
Lineage: Eukaryota; Metazoa; Chordata; Actinopteri; Syngnathiformes; Syngnathidae
Gene: morn5
Product: MORN repeat containing 5
Exons: 6
Coding region: 135-674 (179 amino acids)
Source: RefSeq, a predicted model, not a curated record
CCCCAAACAACGGAGCCCGCGUGCGCACUAGUUGCCGGGGUGAAGUUGUCCCUGAGGUACCAGUAGCUCGUCAAAGCAGGCAAAUCAACCAGGAAAUUCACUUUUGGGAAGACUGCAACUCAAGCUAAAAAAAAAUGGAGCUAACAGGAAGCAGUUACAAGGGGCCGACGCUAAAUAGCAGGAUGGAAGGAGAAGGCGAGUACACCUUCCCCUCAGAGACCAAGUACGUCGGGCAGAUGAAAGACGGAAUGUUCCACGGGAGGGGGGUGCUCCACUUUCUGAAUGGAAGCAAAUACGAAGCCACCUGGGAAAAUGGCAUCGCAACACAGGGAGCGUUCACCUUUGCAGACGGUCUGCUGUACCAGGAGAAGGACUGGGAUUACUGCGUCGGCCAGGACAGGCGCUUCUACACGGAGAGAUGCAACGGACUCAGACCUGCAGGUGAAUCCCAGCUCACCGACCUGCAUCCUCCACGCGUGGUUCCCGACGGCUGCUACGACUGCGGCGACGGGUUUUACGACCCCACCACGAGAACCGUGACCUCCUACGACGGGAGUUUCCUCAGAACGGCAGAUGACUCGGAGCACGAGUGGAUCGUGCGCUGCUGUCGGAGGGCGGAGACUCCCGUACCGGAAGAAGUCUACGGUUCCAAUGCGGCGUCACAAGAAGCGUAAACAAGCUGCUUGUGCUUGUAAAAACUACAGGAAUCCCUCGUUGAUGGCGCUUAAUUGCUUCCAGACCCGACAUGUCGGAUUCCUUAUUUAUACUUCCUUAUUUACAAUAUUAUAUAUCGUAAUAUUUUGGUGAUUAGAGCACAGAAAACCUGUUUACGACCUUCUAAAUACACUUUUUUAACAUUAUUAGAGCCCUCUAGACAUGAAAUAACACCCCUACAUUCACCUUUACACUCCUAUUACCCAAUAUAGUAGACAUAAUAAGAGAAAAUAAGACAUAAUAUAGACUCACACAUGUUAGCAUCAGGAGAGUUCCUUGUUCCCUUUUUAUUACUUUCUGUGGUGUAAAGUACUUCCUGCUGUGGUUAUUGUCUCAUUAAGGUAACAUUACUGCCACCUAGUGACCAGUGUGGAAUACUACAAGUAUGCCUUAUACAAGUAUGUGUCUUUUAUUUCAUGUAGACAUUGUUAUGCUUGAAAAUUAGACCAAAACAUAUUGUGAAAUGUGCUAAAACAUGCAUUUUUGUUGACUGAUUAUAUGCUGUCGUAUUCAAACACAAAACAGCGCCGUUUAUUCAUUCUUACAUUUGGGAUUUUCACAGUAAAUCACUGCUCUGUAUGGUAUAUAAAAUACGCAUGAGAAAGAAAGGAGCCACAGUCCGUUUGCCCUCAUGCUCUAAUUAGAUUGCAGAAAAUACGUGCAGUUUCAAAAAAUAUAGAUUAUUUUUGUAUUUCAUUAUGUUCUAUUUUAUUGAACAAUUUUGCCCAAUUUGU